GAGUGUCUGAAUCCCUGCUGUAACGCCAGCACAUGCACACUGAAGGAGGAGGCCGUCUGUGCUCAUGGACAGUGUUGUGAAAACUGUCAGUUGAAGCCUGCAGGGACGCCGUGUCGUGAGUCUAGUAACUCAUGUGAUCUGCCGGAGUUCUGCACUGGCGCUGAUCCGCACUGUCCUGCAAACGUUUACCUGCAUGACGGACACUCCUGUCAAGGUGUAGACGGACACUGUUAUAACGGCAUCUGCCAGACACACGAGCAGCAGUGCAUCACUCUAUGGGGACAGGGUGCAACACCCGCUCCAGGAAUCUGUUUUGAAAGGGUGAACUCUGCAGGUGAUCCGUACGGAAACUGCGGAAAAGACACAAAAGGUUCCUUUGCCAAAUGUGAAGCACGAGAUGCCAAAUGUGGGAAGAUCCAGUGUCAGGGCGGAGCCAACCGGCCGGUGAUUGGCACCAAUGCCGUUUCCAUUGAAACCAACAUCCCGCUGCAAGAGGGAGGACGAAUCCUGUGCCGCGGGACUCACGUUUAUCUGGGAGACGACAUGCCGGAUCCGGGACUCGUGCUCACUGGCACCAAGUGUGGACAAAACAUGAUGUGCAUAAACAGGCAGUGUCAGAACAUCAGUGUGCUCGGCGUUCAUGAUUGUUCAGCCAAAUGCAGUGGACACGGGGUUUGUAAUAAUAAUAAGAACUGUCACUGUGAGGCUCAGUGGGCUCCUCCGUUCUGUGAUAAAACCGGGUUUGGAGGCAGUCUGGACAGCGGCCCGAUGAGACCAACAGACAGCAGCAGCGUGACGGUGGGGAUCCUGGUGGCGUUUCUGUGUCUGGUGUGUGUUGGAAUAAUCGCGUGUAUUAAGAGAAAAACUCUGCUCAGUCUGUUCUUCAGCAAUAAGAAGAACACCAUCGAGAAACUGAGAUCAGUGGGACCAAACAGACUCAACAGUCCAGCUCACACACUUUCCUCCAAUCAAACACACUCCACAUACAGAACGUCUCCUCAACGCCACACUGCAGCUUUACCACAGACUGCCAGCAUUUACCAGCCUCGGUCUCCUCUGCAACCGGUGGACUCUGUCCUGCCGUCCCACACUCUGCGGCGUCUGCCUCAGUGCCCUGCGCUCCACCUCUCCCACCCGCUGCCACUGACGCCAGCACACACACACCCGUCUCCAGCCAGAGCCGCUCCACACACAUACACAAAGACUCCCUCUCCAGCAGCUCCAUCCAUCCACGGCCCGGCCUGCCACAACGUCUGCAGGAUCGCCAUGGCGUUUGAGAAGCCCAGUCCUCCUCAGAAACCUCUUCCUGCGGAUCCUCUGGGUCGAGUGAUGAGAAACCCAUCCAACAUCAGACUCCCUGCACCAGUCCCCAAAUCAGCCGUCCCACGACCUGCUCCACCACAGCCCUGCAGACCUCCACCUAGACAUCCAGUGACGCUCCCGAAGCCUCAUCUCUCUGGCGGACUGAAGUUCAGCAGCUGAGAGUCAAAGCGUUUUAGUCCUGGAGAAACUGGCUUUUUGCACUAUAAAGAAGCUGUUGAUCCUGCGGAGGGCGACGUCUGACCCACGCUGCUCUCCUCCAAACGGUGCUACGAGUCCAGCUCAGGUACAGGUCACGCGUUAUUUAUGUCGCUUUCAGGCGUAUUUAUUUGAGCACAGUGCACUGUGGCCGACACGUUCUCAAUCGGUGCUUCGCCACGAUUAUCUGACUGUCCUUCUGUUGUUGUUUUGAGGAAAAAAACCUGUUUAUCUGUGAACGUCAAACAGUUUGUUUGGACGCUAAACUGGACUGGAAAGCAGAUUUGGGAGUGCUUUACUUAGAGGUUUUGUCUUGUUUCUAGUCCAAAUAUCUAAAAACGCUUAAAUCAAGAAGCAUUUUCUAGACAACUAAAAACUAUAGUCUUGUUUUCUGAAAUAAUGUCAAAAUUAAGUGAGUUUUCCUUUAAAACAAGCAAAAUAAUCUGCCAAUGGGGUAAGCAGAAUAAUCUUGUUUUUCAUUUUGACAUUUUGCUUACUCUAUUUGCAGAUUACACUCACCGGCCACUUUAUUAGGUACACCUGUCCAACUGCUCAUUAACGCAAAUUUGUAAUCAGCCAAUCACAUGGCAGCAACUCAAAUGAUCUGCUGCAGUUCAAAUCGAGCAUCAGAAUGGGGACGAAAGGUGAUUUAAGUCACUUUGAAUGUGGCAUGGUUGUUGGUGCCAGAUGGGCUGGUCUGAGUAUUUCAGAAACUACUGGGAUUUUCACGCACAACCAUCUCUAGGGUUUACAGAGAAAGGUCCAGAAAAGAGAAAAUAUCCAGUGAGCGGCAGUUCUGUGAGCGCAAAUGCCUUGUUGAUACCAGAGGUCAGAGGAGAAUGGCCAGACUGGUUCCAGCUUAUAGAAAGGCAACAGUAA
Messenger RNA from Danio aesculapii, 2397 nucleotides. Its product is annotated as disintegrin and metalloproteinase domain-containing protein 12-like. The record is from RefSeq and is a predicted model, not a curated record. The transcript is spliced from 11 exons. Lineage: Eukaryota; Metazoa; Chordata; Actinopteri; Cypriniformes; Danionidae. The annotation marks the transcript as partial.